UUGGGGCCUUCUGGGGACUCUGGGGGUGCCACCGAGGUGCCACCGAGGUGCCACCAUGUCCCUGCCCUCGGUGUACGGGGACAAACUGGCCGAGAAGCUGACGCUGCUCAAUGAGCGGGGCCGGGGGGUCCUUGUGCGCGUCUACAACCUCAAAAAGACGUGCUCGGACCCCCGCACGCGGCCGCCCUUCCUCGGGGACAAGGCCAUGGAGGCCUCGGCCAAGUUCAUCCUGAAGAAAUUCCCGCACCUGGACGUGCGGAGCAGCACCCAGCACCUGGGCCCGGUGCACAGGGACAGAGGGGACAUCGUGCGGGCGCUGGCUCCGUUCUACCAAACCUUCCUGGACGUCCUGGAGUUCCGGGACCACGUGUACGAGCUGCUCAACACCAUCGACGCCAGCCAGUGCUUCUUCGACAUCCACAUCAACUACGACUUCACCAAGGCCUACCUGGACCUGGUUGUCACCUACGUGUCCCUGGUGCUGCUGCUGGCGCGCGCCGAGGAGCGGCGCCUGCUGCUGGGGCUCUACCACUGCGCGCACGAGAUGAGCCACGGCGCCAGCGAGCCCGGCUUCGCCCGCCUGGCACAGAUGGUGCUGGAGUACGAGCACCCCCUGAAGAAGCUGCCCGAGGAGUUCGGGCCCCACACCAAGGCCGUGAGCGGCGCGCUGCUGUCCCUGCGGGCCCCGUUCGCGCGGCGCUGCCGGGACGCGGAGCUGUGGCGGCAGGAGCAGCUGCUGAGCCUGCUGGGGGCCGCGGGGGACCUGCUGAGCCCGGCCACCAGCGACAGCAUGGCCUGUGAGUACCUGUCCCUGGAGGUGAUGGAGCGCUGGAUCAUCCUGGGGUUCCUGGUGUGCCCGGGCGCCCUGGGCACCCCCCCGUGCCAGGAGCUGUGGCGCCAGGCCCUGCGCGGGUCCCUCUUUGUCACCCUGGUGCGCGACGAGGCCAUCGCGGUGCACAAGGUCACCGAGGAGCUGCUGGGGGGGCUCAAGGGGUUCGGGAAGCGCGUGGCCGAUGUCAAGGAGUGCCGGGAGCACCAUUUUGGGGGAAUUUUGGGACGCCCCCCGCGCAGCCGCCUGGCGGAGCUGCUGUUCCUGCUGGAGCAGCUGCGGGCUCUGGUGCGGCGGCACCUGCGGCUCCUGCGCCGCUACCACCGGCACUACCUGGCCCGCUUCGACGCCCUCGUGCUCAGCGACGUCAUCCAGAACCUCUCGGUGUGUCCCGAGGAGGAGUCCGUGAUCCUCUCGUCCUUCGUCAGCUCCCUCUCGGCUCUCUCGGCCAAGGAAGUUGAUGACCAGGAGCAGUUUGACUUCACCGCGCUGCGCCUGGACUGGUUCCGGCUCCAGGCCUACACCAGCGUGGCCAAGGCCGCGCUGCCGCUGGCGUCCAACGGGGACGUGGGCCGUGCCAUGAGCCUGGUGGUGUUCCACACGCGCCUGCUGGACCGGCCCGAGGAGCUGCUGGACGAGACCUCGGACCUGUCCCACCUCUGUUUCCACCCGCGGCCCCUGGAGCGGAUGUUCGCGGUGACGCUGGACGAGCCGUCCAUGCUGCGCUUCGCCAUCGCCUUCCCCCUGCUCUGCGCCCACUUCUCGCGCUGCCCGCACCCCAUGUGCCCCGAGGAGUACCCCCAGCUGGAGGCGGCGGCGCUGGGGCUGUGCCACAAGUUCCUGGAGGAGCUGGCGCGGGUGGGCAGCGCCUGCGUCCUGGACGCCUGCGCCGAGCAGCACAACCUCAGCCAGCAGCUGCUGCCCAAGCACUGUGCGGCCACCAUCAGCAGAGCCCGCGUCAAGAAAACCCCGAAGCAGCCGCCCCGCAAGGGGGACCCCCAAAGGGACAAACCGGGGGCAGAGAGCCAGCGGCGGGACCGGACCCUGACCACCAACAUGGACAAGCUGCACCUGACCCUGGCCGAGCUGUCCCUGAGCCUCAACCACGUCCCCAACUUCACCGUCUUUGGGCACACGGUGACACCGGCCGAGUACCUGAGCAGCCACCUGGAGACGCGCCUGACCAGGGCCAUCGUGGCCAUGGCUGGCUACAGCCAGGCCACGCAGGAGGUGGCCCGGCCCUCGGAGGUGCUGGCCGGGCUGGUGGCCUACAUGGGGCUGGUGCAGCGGCUGGGCCAGCUGGUGGCCCUGGACACGGGGCGGCUGCUGCGCGCCGUCCUGCUGCAGCAGAGCCACCCCCGCGACGCCAGCGGGCAGCCCACGCUGACCGCCAUCUACACCGACUGGUACCUGGAGGCGCUGCUGCGCCAGGCCAGCACGGGCGCCGUGCUGCUGUCCCCCGCCCUGCAGGCCUUCACCACGGUGCCCCGCGAGGAGCAGCCCCCCUUCAGCGCCGCCGAGUUCUCCGACAUCUCAGAGAUGCGGGCGCUGGCCGAGCUCAUCGGGCCCUACGGGAUGAGGUUCCUGAGCGAGAACCUGAUGUGGCACGUGGGCUCCCAGGUGACCGAGCUGAAGAAGCUGGUGGCAGAGAACAUGGACACGCUGGUGCAGCUGCGCUGCUGCAAGGCUGAGCAGAGACCAGCACUGCUGCCCCGCCUGAGCUCGGCCGAGAACGUCCUGAAGCGCAUGACCAUCAUCGGGGAGAUCCUGAGCUUCCGCGCCAUGGCCCAGCAGGGCCUCAGGGAGGUGUUCUCCCAGCACUGCCCCUUCCUGAUGGGCCCCAUCGAGAGCCUGGCGGACGUGGUGACCCCCGACACCGACAUCCAGGUCACCCUGAGCAUCUUCGAGCUGGCCUCGGCCGCGGGGGUCCCGUGCGAGGUGGACCCAGCGCUGGUCACUGCCCUGGCCGGCCCCAGGACAGAGGGCUCGUCCCCCGAGGAGGAUUACAAGGUGUCCUGCCUGCUCCUGGUGUUCGUGGCCGUGUCGCUGCCCCUGCUGGCCGCUGACCCCGCGUCCCUCUACAACCCCGAGCUGGACGGCCACAACAACAACCUGCACUGCCUGGCCAAGGCCAUCGUGCAGCUCUCGGCCGCGCUCUUCACCGUGCACGGCAAGAACAUCGAGACGCACCUCAAGGAGUUCCUGCUGCUGGCCUCCAGCAGUCUCCUGCAGCUGGCCCAGGAGCCGGACAAGGCGCGGGCGCGGAACCAGGACUCGAUCGUGCUGCUGCUGCACCUGAUCGUGGCCGAGUCGUCCUUCCUGACGCUGGACAUGCUGGAGAGCUGCUUCCCCUACGUGCUGCUGCGCAACGCCUUCCGCCAGGUGUGCCGGGAGCCGCCCGGCCGCGCCCCCCCGCACUGACCCCCGCGACCCCCGGGACCCCCGAGACCCCCCCGGCACUGACCGGGACCCCCGGGACCCCCCCGACCCCGCCAGGUGUGCCGGGAGCCC
Molecule: messenger RNA, 3340 nt
Organism: Passer montanus (Eurasian tree sparrow)
Lineage: Eukaryota; Metazoa; Chordata; Aves; Passeriformes; Passeridae
Gene: NCKAP1L
Product: NCK associated protein 1 like
Exons: 29
Coding region: 56-3250 (1064 amino acids)
Biological process (GO): cell morphogenesis; cell migration; cortical actin cytoskeleton organization
Cellular component (GO): SCAR complex
Source: RefSeq, a predicted model, not a curated record